Molecule: messenger RNA, 9174 nt
Organism: Chlamydomonas reinhardtii
Lineage: Eukaryota; Viridiplantae; Chlorophyta; Chlorophyceae; Chlamydomonadales; Chlamydomonadaceae
Exons: 11
Coding region: 236-8452 (2738 amino acids)
Biological process (GO): regulation of gene expression
Cellular component (GO): nucleus
Molecular function (GO): protein binding; metal ion binding
Source: RefSeq, a predicted model, not a curated record
CGUCUUAUUGCACGACCGGCGCAACCCUCCACCUCUCGCGUCGUCUCGCUUGCGUGACAGAGGCUUGACAACUUGUCUUUUUCCUGGUCCCAUGGGAGACUGACCUUCACAAGGCAAUACCUAUGAUGUACCUAUAAGGCAGCUGACUCUUGAGUCCGCGUUAGCCCCACGCAAACUUUGAGCGCGCGACGGGGAUCGUUGUCUUGGCCGGGUCGCUUCACCAGCGUAGACGAAAAUGCGGCGGCGUCAAGGCCAGCUGCAUCCAUGGGGUUUUCUGCUGCGGCAGCGCGAUGGCGGGCUCGCCGCGCCACCCGUGGCGUUAGUCCACGACCACGUCGCGUUAGGUCGCGGCACGGCGCCUCCCCCGGGCGCGGCACAUGCCGUUGCGGGCAUGCAGCAGUGCCCCCUCCAGUUCAUUACUAUCGACGAUGAGCGCGUGAGCCGCCUGCACGCCGCGCUCACAGUGCACUGCAACAGCAGCCGGUGGCCGCCGCUGGUGACUGUGGAGGACCGCAGCCGCAACGGUACCUACCUCAACGGCUCGCCGCUGCGCCCCGGCGCCCCCGCCGUCCUGUCCAGCGGCGACGUGCUGUCGCUGGUGCUGUGCGUCAACCCCCUCACGCAGCUGUGCUUCGUGUUUGAGGAGUGCCCCGUGCCGCCGCCCAACUGGACACGAGCCGCCAACGCCCAAGAAGGCGCCGGCUCAUCAGCGCAGAGCGGCAACACUGCUGUCCGGCGACCAACCGCCACCGGCGGUGAUGCGCUGGGAGCAGGCGGAGCAGCAGGAGCAGCGGCAGGGGCAGCUCCCUAUCCGGUACUGCCAGUCGGCCUGCCUCGCGCCAGCGGCAACCUGAACGCGGCCCUGAGCGCUGCAGCUGUUGCUGCUGCGCUGGCGGCCGGCCGUGGCACGUCGCGCAACAGCCGCGGCCACCGCGCCGGCCGCAGCAACCGGUCUCCCGCCGCCGCCGCCACGUCGACUGCUGGCACCGAGACGCUGGGGCUGGUGGACCCGCUGGCGGCGGCGGCGCCGCACCGGCUGAGCGGCACGGGCUUCUCUGAGGGCGGCGUGGAGCAGUGGCCGUCGGGAGCUGGGCCGCGCGAGGUGACCAGCCCCCAGCCGUCGCUGCCGCCGGCCUCGCUGCCGCAGUCGCCCGACCGCCGCCGUAUCACACGGCAGUCCACGGGCAGUGGUGUGCCUCGCUCGCUGUCGCCUGACAGCAGUCCCACCUCGGUGGUGGGCGAGUCGGCACAUGGCUUCCCCCUGGAAGGCGGCGGCGGGCGGCGCCACAGCGUCCCGGUCGGCGGUGCCUCCUGGGACCGGCACGACGACCACUGGCCGGAGCCGCACAGCCCCACUGCCACUCCCCGCUCGCGCGUGCACAAUCACACCGUUGCGCAGGUCCUGGCGGCGCUGCACCCCAACCCGCUGUACGCCGACCACCUCACCGCGCUGGAGCUAGCGCCCGGCACGGCGCCGCCCGCCUCGCCGCCGCGCAGCCCCCGCUCGACGCCCCUGCGUGCGCCCGUCACUGGCGCCGCCGCCCGCGCCAGCCGCCCCAGCCGCCGCAGCACCGGCAGCGGCAUGGCCGCGGCUGACGGCCACCACCAGCGGCACCAGCGGCACCGCCGCUCCCGGACAGCGCACCUGGGAGCUCACCUGCUUGCCUUCGCCGCAGCGGGCGUGGCCGCGCCGGCGGACUCGGCGGUGUCUGCGGCUCGCGGCGGCAUUUCGCUGAGCCGCUCGCUCCCCCAACUGCUCCCCGUCGAUUUGGUCGGCAACCACCAGUUUCACGAGCUGCGGCUGCAGCAGCACUCGUCCGCCCAAGCCGGCGGCUACAUGUCGGCUGCGGCGGUGCCCUCGCUGUCGUCAGUGUCCGACUCCACACCUGCCUACGCCGGCUGGCCCGUCCAUGGCCUGGCCGGCAGCGGAGGCAGUGCCCCCGCUACCAGCGCCGCCACGAGCACGAGCAGCAGCAGCCGGCACAGCUUGCACAGCCCGCUUAGUCAGCCCAGCCUGCACAGCCGCUACCUACUGACCGGCGGCGCGGAGGCUGUGCUCAACAGCCCGCGGCGCCAGCGCUUCAGCACUGGCAGCGGCUUUGGACCGCCGCUGCCGGUGUUGCCGCCGCCGCCCUUGUCAUCGGCACCUUCGGCGUCAUCUGCGUUUGCAGAUCCGACCCAGGCCGAAGCCCUGGCCCAGGCCCAUCGCCGUCCGCGCGCUCUGUCCUACGGCUCUGGCAGCUUUGGCCUGGAGGAAGAGAACAGCGGUGGCGGCAGCGGCGGCAGCGGCACCCACACAGCCCUGGUUCCGAGGAUUUCAGCCCCCACGCUGGACGCGUUUGGGUCCGUGUCCGAUGCCCCCAUGCUGACACCGGCGCCGCCGUCUGCGCCCCUGCCAGCCUGCGGCUCCGGCUCCGGCUCUCCUCGUUCCGCCCCCGCCGCCGCCGCAGUCAUCGUGGGCGGCGGCCCAAGGUCCAGCCGCAGCUCGGCGUCGCGGCCGCAGUCCCGCCUGCUGCGCGUCAGCCGCCCCAACUCGCCGCUGCCUGGGUACGAGAACAGCGGUGGCGUGGGCUCAACCGGCUUCGCCGCUGCAUGGGCUGCAGGCGGCGCUGGUGCUGCUAGCUGCCGCGGCGGUGAUGUUGGUACCGCUGGUGCUGGUGCUGUGGAUGAGCUGGCGUAUGGCAUGGACAUGCAAGGGCAUGAGGGCGGAAACAACUGCGAGCUGCUGGCUCCGUUGCCAAGCUCGCCGCGCUUUGGGCCUGGAGGCCGCGGCGGCGCUGGGUCGUUGCCUGAUGCUGCAUCGGAGUUUGGCCAGGGUGCCAGUGGUGCAGGUUCUGGCGUGGCUGGGGCUGGAGUAGGGGGGACGGCGACCGCCGUGCCGCUGCGUCGGCUGUGCUCCGCAGCGGUGGCCGCGCUGGCGGCCGCCGCCGAGGCCACUGCGAGUGAGAGCGACACUCCCAGCGAGAUCACUUGCAAGGAGUUCUCCUUCUCCUCCCUGUCCCGUCCCACACUCUCCGCGCCCGCCGCCGCCAGCAGCCCGCCCGGUGCCAACCGCGACCCCUGCUGCAGCCCUUCAGUGCCGGCCAUCGCGCUCGAGCCCGCAGCCUCCGUCCCUACUGCCGCCGCCGCCUCUGUCAACCUUGAGGCUAGGCUGCACACCGCCGCAGCUGACGGCGGCAGCGGGGGCAGCCCGCGCUUCCUCCGCCGCACGGUCUCCGCGAACGACGGCCCGCAGGCACAGACCCUGCACAGGCAACAGCAGCUACAGCUUCAGCAGCAGCAGCACUUUGGUAAUGCCUCUGAUGCAUUUCUGGUGGCGGCGGCGGCGGCAGGAGCUCCUCCAACUCUCCGUGUGUCAGCGUCUUCCGUAAGGGCUGCUGCACCAGGCCCGCAGCGCAGCGUAAGCGCCGGCUCGCACGGAUGCAGUAGCAGAAGCGUGGCCAGCAGCGCGGACUGUGCUGCUGCCAGUGAGGUCAGCGGCGCCUACCCGGAGGGGCCGUGGCUCCAGCGGGGCGGCGUGGAGGCGGCGCUCCAGCACUCCCCACAAGCCGCAAUGGUGGCUGUAGCAGCCGCAGCAGCACAGCUGUACGGUGGCGGCGCCGCCACUGGUGGCGCCGCUAGCAGCCUGCCCACGGCCAGCCGCCAGCUACAGUGCCGCUGCAGCGGCACUGGCGGCGGUGGUGAGAGCAGCGGCAGCGGCACGGGGCUGAGUGACGCGUCCAUGCCCUCACCCAGGUGGGCUGGGGCACAUGGCGCUGGAGAGGACGGGGGCUCCAGCAGCACCCCCAGUAGCGGCCGCCCGCAGCGCCUGGCCGCAGGCCGCCACCCCAACCGCCGCCUCACGCGCUACGGCGAGUGCCUCGACACGCCCUCGCCGCGCAGCCCCGCCGUCACCAGCAGUAGCCAUGCUGGCGCCGGCGCCUCACCCUUCCGUCACGCAGACUCGUAUCGCCUGGCGGCACUCGCGGCUCUUGCCGCUGCCUCCCCGGCCGCCGCCAGCCCGGUGCCGGUGCCAGCGGCUGCGGCAGUAGCUGCAGCGGCUACCCAGGCGGCGCCGUCGUGGCCGUCACCGGCGCGCGCCACCCGGCCGCGCGGCGCCGCCUCCCCCGCCUGCCGCCGACUGCGGCUGGAGGGCGCUGAGCCGCACGACGCUGCGGCGCCGUCGCCUUGCUCUGGGGCAAGAAGCAGCCGCAGCUGGCUACAGCAUGAUCUCAGUGGCGGGGGCGCCGUGGCGGAACCGGCGCGCCCGCUGGCGCCUGGAGUGGUGACAUUGCCUGUAUAUGUGGCUCGCUCCGAGUCGGAGGGCUCGGCGUUGCGGUCCGCCGCGCCGCCACCGGCAUGGCCCCGCGCGCAGGCCGCUGCCGCCUGUCCCUCGCUGCCGUACACGCCGUCCUCGCUGGUGCGAUACCUGGACUCGCGCCUGGGCUCCCUGGCGGCGGCGGCGGAGGCGGCGGUGGCGGAGGCGGGUGAAGAGAUUGGCGCGCAGCUGGCGUCACUGGAGGCGGCUGCAGCUGUGGCUGCGGCUGGCGGUGCCGCGGGCGGCGGCGCACGCUCACAGUCGCGCUCAGCCGCGGCGCCGGGUCUAAAUUUGGAGCUAGGUUUGGAUCUGGACCUACCUGCGUUGCCGCCGGUUCCGAUGCCGACAGCCAUCGGCUUUGGCGGCGACGGCACUCUCGGCAACCGCCGCUUCAAUGCGGCUGCGCCCAGCUUCCGCGGCUACCAGUCACCGGAGGGGAUGCUGACGCGUGCCGGCGGCGGCGGUGAUGAGGCCCUGACGCCACGGAGUGGCCAUGGCAGUGUCUGUGGCAGCACCGGAGGCGCCGCCGCAGCUUCUUUUGAUGAGGCCCGCAGCUCUGGCGCCGGAGGCGACGGUGGCCGCAGCCCCGUCGGCAGCAGCGGCAGCUGCGCGCGUAGCUGCGUGGGCAACGCGGCUGCCGGUGGCGCAGCGUCGCGCUUGGCGCUUGGCCGCGCCUUGAGCACAAGCGCGACAGUGGGCUCGCCGCGCGCAGGCCGGCGUGCUCCGCUGGCAGCAGCCACGGACAGCGGCUGUGACCUGGACCACAGCCCGCCGCACAAGCCCAUCAACUCUACCUGCGCCACCCCGCGCAAGCAAAGCCCGCCGCACAAGCCCAUCACGUCCACCUGUGCCACGCCGCGGAAGCACACGCCGCGCGCUUCGUUCAGCCAAAGCCACUCCCAGGUAUUCCACGAGGACCAAGGCUGCGACCACCACCACCACGGCCACCACCGCCAGCUCUCCCGGGGCGGCGGGGACUGCCUGCUGCUGCACGACCAGGCCCAGGGACACAGCCGGACGGCUGCUGCAGCGGCGGCCUCAGUCACGGCCGCCAGGAGCGGCAGCAGCUCACAGGGCCUGCCCCUCCAGCCCUCGCCCUCAGGCCGCCCUCCCACCGCCGAGUCCGACACACUGCCGCUGCACGACGCCGGCAGCGGCAGCUGCGGCAACAGCAGCGGCGGCGGCUGGAGUGCGCAGGCCAGCAGCCGCGAGGGGUAUGCUUAUGCGUACGGCAGCGCCGGCUGGCCCGGCGAGCAGUGCUACCCGCCUGCUGCCCACUACCACUACCAGCAGCACCAGGACCGACAGGUGCUGCAGCUGCACAGCCGUCGGGUCAGCGGCGGCGCGGCCAGCACACUGGAGGCGCCGCCGCCGUCAGAGGUGGACGUGGCCAGGGCGAUGAGCACCGGCCGCGGCUGCGACAACGCCGAGGGCGAUGGCGGUCUCAGUGUCGGUAUGGGCCACGCAGGUUGGGGGCCACAGGCGCAGGCGGCGGCACAGCAGCAGCAGCAGCAGCAGCAGCGCCGUGUGUCAGGUGUUUCGCGUGGCAGCAGCAGCAGCUGUCGGCCCAGCACGAGCGGCAGCGGCUGUAGCAGCGAGUUCUGGGCGGCGGCGGUUGUGCCGGUGGACCAAUCCCCCGCUGCCGCCGCCGGUGCCCGCGGCGUGGUGCAGCUGGCAGUUGCGCCUGCGCUGUCGCGCUCGAGCCUGAGCCCCCUCAAGGUGGACGUGCGGCAGGAGGACGGCGUCCCAGGGGCGGAGGGGCCCGCCACCGGCAGGCUGGCUGGGUCCCCAGGUAGCUCGCAGCUGGUGUGCGGCCUGUGUGCUGGCGGCUUGCGGGCUGCGGUGGCGCUGACGCCGUGCGGCCACUCCUUCUGCGCCGAGUGUCUGGCAGGGCACCUGGGGUCGGCAGUGCUGGGCGGAUCGCGCGUGGGCUGCCCCAACCGGUGCCCUGCUUUUGAGGCGGUCGUCAUCAACCAUCCGGCCCGCCGCCUGGAAAGCAAGCGGUCCAACGCGACCACCGCUACAGCCGCCCCACGCUCCCACGCCCCCGCCCGUGCCCAGCCCGACGGUCAAUGUGAGUCAUCUCCCUUUGAAGCCCCGGCUGCGGCUGCCGCCGUCGCGGCGCACGCCGCCGCACGCGCAAGCGCCGCCUCGACGCCCGUGCGCGGUGCACGCGGCGGCUCUGACCCCGGGCCUGCCGCAUCACCCGCGCUGCGUGCGGCUGGUGGCGCCACCAGCAGGCUGCGCACGCGCAUGGGCAGCCGCGGCAGUGGCUACGGCCCCAGCCCCAGCCGGCGCCGGGAGGGGGCGGGCACGGGCAGCGAGCCAGGGGCGUGGUCGGAGAUGCUGGCGGACGCAGCACUGCCCGUGCCCGCCAUCCGCCUGCACCUGCAGCAGGGCGAGGUGCUGCUGCGCGCCCUCAGCCAGCUCCUGGACGACACGCCCCAGCUGCCGCCGCCCCCGCCGCCCUCCAUCCCCGCCGCCACAGCCACCACCACCACAACCAGCACCGCCGCAGCUGCUGCCGCCGCGGCAACCACCCAGGCGGCGACAGCAGCGGUGCGCGAGGCCCGUGCUGCGGUGGUGGAGUGGCGGCGUGUGGUGCUGGACGUGUUGGGCUGCCUGGGCCGCCUGGCACUGGAGCACGUGCGGGUGCGGGAGGCGCUUGGCGCGGCGGGCGCGUCCCAGGGCUGCGUGCUGGCGCUGCGGGCGGUGCAGGCGCAGAUGGCGGCGGCGGAGCUGUGCACCAAGGGCGGCGAGCGGAGUCUUGUCGACAAGGAUGGCAUUGUCAAGAAGCCAACAGUGGCGGAAGCCGAGAAGGAGGCAGAGGCUGCGCUGGUAGCGGAGGAGCGGGCGACGGCGCAGGACACCAGCCGCGCGGCGUGUGUGCUGCUGUGCCACCUGCUGAACCCACCGGCGCCGUCGCCGCCGGCCGAGACGGGUGCCACAGAUUCGGAGCAAGCGGUGUGCCGGCAGCAGUCCAACCAAUGGGCGCUGGCGCGCAUGGGCGGCGCAGAGGCCUUGCUGGCGCUGCUCCUGCCUGCGCAGGAGCCAGGCAAGGGGGCCACCGACGCUGGUGGCGAGGGCGCCGGUGGCAAUGGCAACGCGGAGCGGCGGCGGUGGUCAGGGCAGAUGGCGGCGGCGCUGACGGCGCUUCAGAGGAUGGUCGUGGGGAACAUCAUGACUCAGACCCACGUGGCCGAGUGUGGGUCUGCCGCCGUCAUCCGCACGCUGGCCGCCGCCACCCGCGCCGCCGCCGCCUCGGGCGAUGAGGCCGUACAGGCGGCGGCGCUGCGGCUGCUGGCUGACGUGGCCCGUGGCGGCGACGCCGCACACGCCGCAGUGCGGCAGAUGCUGCUAGAGGCCGGCGCACUGGGGGCGGCGCUGGCGGCGCUGCGCGACAGCGUGGCUGCUUUCGGCGGCUGCAAUGGAGGAAGAGAAGGAUCUGGGAAUAGCGGAUGCGCUGACGGCGGUAGCGCCGCCAGCUCGGGGAUGGAGGUCAGCCCGGUGCUGAUGGCGGCGCUGGACGCGAUUCAUGUGUUGAUGGGUCCGUCGGAGCAGCACGUGGACGGAUCUGAGCCGCCGCUGGCGCUUCAGGCGGUGGUGCGGCGGGAGUUGCGGCGGCUGGGCGCGCCGCGCCUGCUGGCGGACUGCGUGCGGGAGCUGCGGCUGCAACAGGAGGACGAGCAGGGCGAGGGCCGGGCCCAGGAGGAGUGGGAGCGGGCGAGCGGGCGCACGGGCCACAGCAGGCAUGCCCCUGAUGGUCGCGUGCUUCCCGGAGCAGUAGCAGGAGCAGGAGGGAAGCAGCCGCAUCCACGGCCCUGGGACGGGUCGCGGUCGCGGGAGGAGCGGGGUUCGGCGGGUGGCGAUUGCCUCGGGUGCAGCCCCGUGCUUCGGGCGAUGGCCGAGCUGCAGGCGCGCGUGUGUGCAGUAGCAGGUGGUACGGGCUGGGUGCGUUGUGUGGUGCAGAUGUUGGGCGCAAGUCCCGACGGAGUGGGGCAGGCUGGGCGUGGUGGCGUUGAUGGCGGUGGUGCGGCGAUGGCAGCGGUGGCGGCGCAUAGGGUGCAGUUGCGCCUUCUCGCGGUGGCAGCAGGUGGCGGGUUUGCGCUCGGUGCCGCGGUGACGGGGGCAGUGGCAGCGAUGUGGAUGGCUUGAUUUUGGGGUGGUGCUAGCAAGUGCGUUUGCGACUUUGGUGUGACAUUGCACCUUCAGGAGAAGGCAGGCAAGGGUUGAGGUGUAGGUUUGGCCGUUGUCCGGUUGGCAAGUGCUGGCCUGUUUGUUGAGCUGUUGACUUUAUAGUGGCUGUACCUUUGGGGGGUCGGCUUUGUUGAACACACGCCCACCACAUUGUUUGCGCAUCGGGACGCUAAGUUGGCGCAAGCCACGGUUGCCCACCCAAAAGCCGGCAGCUGGUAGGGCCAUGUGCAGCGUGGAAGUUGCUCUGCUGGUAGGGCCGUAUGCAGAUUUGAAAUAGCUCUGGUGUUGGCCGAGGAAGGCUGCGGAGGGGUCCAUGGGUGCGGCUGUGUUGGGGCAGGUGCUAGCCCGGGGGACUCCCCGUGGGGACUCCCUGGACAUGCCGCCGUGUGAAUGGUCAUUUGCAGGACAUUGGGUUGCGGGGCGUAGGGGAUUCUAGUAGAUGGAUGCAGGCAGGACAGCUCUGACAUUCAUCAAUUGAUGAUAGGCUGCAGGACGCAGUAUACGGCUGUACUUGCAUGUGUGUUGAGCCGAUGGGUUGUUGACGUCUCCUGAUGCGUUGGGUGGCUGGGUCGCCACGGAGCAAUUAGCGCCACGGGCCAAUCGUAAAGGUUACAUGUUUUGCUAGACAAAAUGAAUGAAGAGAAAACCAUUGUCAUUGGUAGGAAAACUUCUCCGUCGAG